UCCUGUUGGCGCGGUUGGCGCUUUUCACCGCAUUUCCUUCUUCAUCGUACCGGUGCAAUUGUUGCAAACAAUCUCCCACGGUUUCACAAUUUUUGUGUGUAAUUUUGUCUUCAACUACUGGAGAAUAUUUGCUGAUUAAAACCCAAUAAUAACCACAAAUCAUGACGAAAGUCGCUGGAACUCCGAAAAGUGCACCAUCAACGCCAAAUCCUAAAAAGACUCCAGGCGGAGUCCAGAAGAAUAAAACUCCCAAAUUUAAAAAUACUCCUACAGGAAAAGUCCCUAUUAUCAACGGAAAAACUCCUAACAAGAAUCACAAUACCCCCAAAGGAACUCCACUCGCAGAAUCCAAUGGAUUUCCAAAAACACCCAAAUCCAAUCCAAAUACACCGAAAGGAGGAAAGAAAUCUCUCCCUGUAACUCCUUCCGUGAAACAGGACCCCUCGCCCAAAAAAGGAUCCACUCCAAAGAAAGGAGUCACCCCUAAAAAAGAAAUCACUCCUAAAAAAGAAGCCUCUGUGACUCCUAAAAAAGGAAGUUCUGUCAAGAAACCCACCUCAGAGAAAAAAUCUGCACAGAAGGUCAAACAAGAAGUUAAGGAAAGUCCGAAGAAGAAGAAGAAACUGAAUCUUGAUGCUGACAAAUCCAACGACAGCAUCAACGAAGGUAUUUCACUAAAUGAAGAGUCCGAUGAUGACAUUGAGGAUGAGAUUGAUGAUGAUUCCGACGCGGACGUUCCCGAUAUUCUGGGACCAAGUCUAAAUGAAGAUUCUGACGAUGAUGAUGAAGAUUUUGAUGAUAGCGAUGAGCCGAAGGAAAAUAAAGGAGUGAAAAUGUUUAAGGGAUUGAAGAAGGAUGCUGCGGAUUCAGAUGAUGAUGAUGAUGAUGAGAGUGAUGAUGACGACGAUGAUGAUGAUGAUGAUGAUGAGAGUGAUGCUGAUGCAGCGAUGGAUAAUUCGAAUUCUCUUCUUGAUCAAAGCGAUAGUGAUGAUGAUGACGAAGAUGAAGAUGAUGAUGACGAUGAUGACGAUGAUGAUGAUGAUGAUGAUGAGGACGAUGAACCUGGAGUGGGGUUAAAAGAUCUUUUAGGAGACAGUUUAAACGAGGACGAUGACGACGAUGAUUUUGAUGAAGAAGCCGAGGAUGACGAUUCAAGCGACGAUGAGAAAACUCCGAAGACUAAAAAAGCGAAACUCGAAAGUUCAAAGUCGACUGAAGAUGAUGAGGAUGAUGAAGAUGAUAGCGACGAUGAAGAGUCGGAAAACGAAUCGGCUCUUGGCCUGGAAGCUCUCUUAGGAGAUAGUUUGAAGGAUGACGAUGACGAUGAAGAUUUUGAGGAGGACGGCGAAGAUGGGGACGACGACGACGACGAUGACCUGAGCUCUGAUGAGGAGGAAACUCCGAAAAAAGUUAACAAGAAGGCGAAAGUUGCGAGUGACGACUCUCGUGUGGAAGAUGAUGAGGAUGAUGAAGAUUUUGAGGAAGGCUCUGACGACGAGGGUUCUGAUGACGAGAGUCCAAAGAAGGAAAAGACAGGCAAGAAAAAGAAGGUCCCGAAGAGUGAACUAAACGAAUCGACAGAGUCGAAUUUGACUGUCGAGGAAAGAUCAGAGCGAGACAAGAGGACCGUGUUUGUCGGAAAUAUUCCGAAAGAUGCGACCAAGUUGAAAGUGAAGAAACUGUUCAGGCCAUUUGGUGUGAUUGAGACUGUGCGUGUGAGAGGAAUAGUCCCGGAAAAUCCCAAACAUAGCUUCAAAGCAGCGUCCAUCACCGGAAAAACUCAUGCGAAAGUGACCUCUGUUUGGAUGUACGUCACUUACAAAGAAGAGGAGUCUGCGAAGAAAGCGUUGUCGAUGAAUGGAAAGAAGUUGGAUAAUAAUAUCUUGAGGGUUGAUUCUGCUUAUGAUCAGGUGGAAAUUGAUCCGAAGAAGGGAGUUUUCCUAGGAAAUUUGCCUUUCGAGUGUGACGAGAACACCCUGUGGAAUCAUUUCAGCGAAUGUGGACCGAUCGAGUCGGUUCGACUUGUGAAAGAUCGCAAAUCUGGAAUGAAUAAAGGAAUCGGCUACGUCAACUUUAAAUCUUCAGACGCAGCCGUUCUCGCCCUCGAGCUCAAUGGUUCCAAAAUAAAAAAUCGUGGAAUUAGGGUUUCUCCUUUAAAAAGCGACGGCAAAAAGAAGCAACGAAUGAACAAGGGAAGGAAAAGGUCUCUGUCUGCAGGUUCCGAGAAAUCUCAAUCACCGAAAAAACUGAAGGAGGGCGAAGAUGCCGUGGCAGUCACUACCCACAGCAGUAAGAACGCAGAAUUCCGGAAGCAGAAGAAGAACAAGAAACGUUCUCAGGGCGAAGCGCAGAGGGUAAAAGUUGAGGGUAAAAGUCCGCAAAGCGAGUCUUUCCAGGGGCAGAAAGCAGACCAGAAAAAGAAGCAGAAGAGCAGCAAAUUCGAGAAGAAGAAGAAGCUGAUGGCUGAAAAGUUAACGGCGAAGUCGAAAAAACAGAAAACCGUUUAAAGUAUUUAACUUUUUGUACUAAUUCGUUUUUACGUUUAUUUUAUACUCGUUUGUAAGGUUCCUACUUUUCAUAAAGGAUAAAUUAGUUGAGCGUUGCAUGCGAUUGGAAGAAUGCCUGUGUUGUAUAUAAUUAUAAAAGACUGUCCGAGAAAAUCAAUCGGGAUCCAAUGAUUGGUGGUAACAAAUGCGGUAUUCAAAAUACCGCGAAAUGUAAUUUUUAAUUUAAAUUUGAACGAUUUGACGAAUUCGUUUAAUUAGGUAAUUACAAAAAGCGUCCUCAAUUAAAAUAUGUAACUUGUUUGUUUAAAGCUGUUUACUGACACGCAAGAGCAAACAUUUGGAAUAAAGACGUUUCUAUCAGAA
This is a messenger RNA of Belonocnema kinseyi, 2870 nucleotides long. RefSeq names its product nucleolar protein 12-like. The record is from RefSeq and is a predicted model, not a curated record. NCBI's taxonomy places the organism in Eukaryota, Metazoa, Arthropoda, Insecta, Hymenoptera, Cynipidae. Bases 162 to 2507 code for a protein of 781 amino acids. The transcript is spliced from 5 exons. Gene Ontology annotation, molecular function: RNA binding.